Messenger RNA from Otolemur garnettii (small-eared galago), 1682 nucleotides. It is a transcript of the gene DNAJC27, whose product is annotated as DnaJ heat shock protein family (Hsp40) member C27. Lineage: Eukaryota; Metazoa; Chordata; Mammalia; Primates; Galagidae. The transcript has 7 exons. Gene Ontology annotation, molecular function: GTP binding; GTPase activity. The record is from RefSeq and is a predicted model, not a curated record. The coding region runs from base 191 to 1009 and encodes 272 amino acids.
GUCUCCCUCCCCCGGCUCCCGGCGCUCCCAACCGCCCGCGCCUGCUGCCCGGCAGCGGCGGGGAUGGCGAGCCGCGGAGCCGAGGUGGUGACGAGAGCAGCGGUUCCGCCAUUGGACGAGGAGGCCUGAGGGACGGGCCAGCAACGCACAAGGAGAGAGCGAGGCGGUUGGCCCCGGGAGAGCGAGGGCAAUGGAGGCCAACAUGCCAAAGCGGAAGGAGCCCAGCAAGUCCCUCCGCAUCAAAGUCAUCUCCAUGGGCAACGCCGAAGUGGGAAAAAGCUGUAUUAUAAAGCGAUACUGUGAGAAGAGAUUUGUGUCUAAAUACUUGGCAACAAUUGGAAUUGACUAUGGAGUCACAAAGGUACAAGUCAGAGACAGAGAAAUCAAAGUUAACAUCUUUGAUAUGGCUGGACAUCCCUUCUUCUACGAGGUUCGUAAUGAGUUUUACAAGGACACACAGGGUGUGAUGCUGGUCUACGAUGUUGGGCAGAAAGAGUCCUUUGAUGCUCUCGAUGGAUGGCUAGCGGAAAUGAAGCAAGAGCUUGGACCUCAUGGAAACAUGGAAAAUAUUAUAUUUGUAGUGUGCGCCAACAAGAUCGACUGUACCAAGCACCGCUGUAUAGAUGAAAGUGAAGGGCGUCUUUGGGCUGAAAGUAAAGGGUUCCUGUACUUUGAAACUUCAGCACAAACUGGGGAAGGAAUCAAUGAGAUGUUCCAGACCUUUUAUGUAUCCAUAGUUGAUUUAUGUGAAAAUGGCGGGAAACGUCCUACCACAAAUAGUGCUAGUUUCACCAAAGAACAAGCAGACACCAUUCGCAGAAUUCGAAAUAGUAAAGAUAGUUGGGACAUGCUGGGUGUCAAACCUGGGGCCUCAAGGGAUGAAGUCAAUAAAGCGUAUCGCAAACUUGCUGUGCUUCUCCACCCUGACAAAUGUGUAGCACCUGGUAGUGAAGAUGCCUUCAAAGCAGUUGUGAAUGCCCGGACAGCUCUCCUGAAAAACAUCAAGUAAAAAGUAGAGAAAAAGAAACAAGUAUGGGACUGGAGUGCAAGCAAACUCUUCCUAGAGGUGAAAUAGCCAACAUGGAGUUUCCUUCACAUAAUCUCACUGCUCUGUUCCCUCAUGUGUUGUCAGUUGUAAAUCAGUAAUUCAGGGGUCUGUACCAUUCAUAGACAUCUUACCGAGAUGACCUGCCUAUGUAUGAAGUGAACUGAGAGACUUAAUUUCAUAUUUCUAGAUAAUCUGGAUUUUUUUUUCUCAUUCAUUUGUAAGCUCUGUAAUUGUAGCAUCCCUUGGCAUUUCACUUAGGAAAGUCCUCAAGGUUUCUGGAAGGAGGAGGGAAGGACAGGAGGACCCUUUCACUUUUCCUUUCAUCAUUAGAGGAGGAAAUAACAAAAAAGGAGGCAGACAACAUCAGAACCACUGAAGGUUUAGUGUGACCUUAGAAGCAAGUUGCUCCUUUUACAUUGUGUUCCUUGGCUGGUAUUCUAACCGUCAAUCUGUAAGGACUGAAUCUUGGCAGCCUUUUGGAAGUUUGUGAAGUCUGGCAAUACCAUUCUGAAUGUAGCCUCUCUUUAAUGAUAGCCACUUUGUUCCCUUUCUCUAACCACCAGGGGGAGAGACAAGCCAGUCCUGAGAGAACAGGCAGUGGCAGCCACCAAGUCUGGGCCCACUGGCUGCAAUU